Molecule: messenger RNA, 1819 nt
Organism: Carya illinoinensis
Lineage: Eukaryota; Viridiplantae; Streptophyta; Magnoliopsida; Fagales; Juglandaceae
Product: scarecrow-like protein 32
Exons: 1
Coding region: 295-1557 (420 amino acids)
Biological process (GO): regulation of DNA-templated transcription
Cellular component (GO): nucleus
Molecular function (GO): DNA-binding transcription factor activity; sequence-specific DNA binding
Source: RefSeq, a predicted model, not a curated record
UUCUUUCCCCUCUCGCUCAAAAACACAGAACCUACGAUGCAAAUAGAUUUCCAGCUCCCAAGACCUCAUAUUCCUUGCCUGUAAAUUCACAUCAAUUAGCUAGAUAAAACCUACCUCUCUUCAAUCCCACCCACCAAUAUGUGCGGGACGCGUGUGAGAUGAAGAGCACCCUUUUCCCAACUGGCCUCUCUUGAUCCGCUCUCUUACCGGACCACCAUGCACGUCGAGGCAACAAAGUCCUAGUUUUUCCCUUCACUUUUUCCUAUAAUUGAUUGUCGCUGCCAUGAAAGAUCGAUGAACUCACAGGAAAUACUUCUAUGUCUCAGAAGCCUCGAUGGAGGGUGUUUGGAGAAGCUUUUACUUCACUGUGCGAGUGCUUUGGAGAGCAACGAUGUUACUUUGGCUCAGCAAGUGAUGUGGGUGCUAAAUAAUGUCGCUUCUUCGGUUGGAGAUCCUAACCAAAGGCUCACUUCUUGGUUUUUGAGAGCACUAAUCUCAAGAGCCUCUAGGGUUUGCCCCACGGCGAUGAAUAUUGAUGGAAGCAGCACCAUUCAAAGAAGGUUGAUGUCAGUGACUGAGCUAGCCGGGUACGUCGAUCUAAUCCCUUGGCACCGGUUCGGAUUUUGUGCUUCGAACAGUGCCAUUUUGAAGGCAAUUCAAGGGUUCCCAAGGGUUCACAUCUUAGAUUUUAGCAUCACUCAUUGCAUGCAGUGGCCUACUCUCAUAGAUGCAUUGUCCAAAAGGCCUGAAGGCCCUCCUACGCUCCGAAUCACAGUGCCUUCUUCUAGGCCACCAGUCCCACCCUUGCUUAACGUUUCAACCGAAGAAGUUGGCCUCCGUUUGGGGAAUUUCGCCAAGUCUAGAGAUGUUCCUUUUGAAUUCCAUGUCUUUGAUAAGUCACCUUCAUCUACGGCACCUGAUGAAAUUCUGUGUAAAGGAACACCUAGCUUUCACUUCGAUUCACUGUUGGGGCACUUGAAUCCUUCCAUGCUGAACCUUAGGGAUGAUGAAGCUUUGGUAAUAAAUUGCCAACACUGGCUACACUAUCUGUAUGAUGAGAAGAAAGGAAGUCCUCAAGGUGCUUCAUUGCGAGACAUCUUCAUCAAUAGAAUUAAAGCCCUUAACCCUCGAAUUAUAGUGGUUGUAGAUGAAGAUUCUGAUCUGAGUGCAUCAAGUCUCACAUCCAGAAUCACAACUUGCUUUAAUUACCUAUGGAUACCCUUUGAUGCCUUGGAAACUUUCUUGCCCAAAGAUAGUAGCCAAAGGAUCGAAUAUGAAUCAGAUAUUGGCCAUAAAAUUGAAAACAUCAUUAGUUAUGAAGGGUUUCAAAGAAUAGAGAGGUUAGAAUCCUGCAUUAAGUUGUCCCAGAGAUGGAAGAACGCCGGUUGUACGAGCAUUCCGUUCUCUGAAGAGACAGUAAAGGAAGUCAGGACCUUGCUUGAUGAACAUGCUGGCGGAUGGGGCAUGAAGAGGGAAGGAGAUAUGUUGGUGCUGACAUGGAAGGGCCACAACUCAGUCUUUGCCACUACUUGGGUUCCAAAUGGGUUGGAGGAUUAAAAGGGAGUGGACUUGGGGGUCCAGCUAAGAAGUGACAAAACUUGUUGCUUUAAUUUUUUUCCCUUCGGCAAAAUGCUGCAAUGGGCAUCAGGCAACCAAAAAAGUCGGCAGCUGGCCUAUUGAGAAUAAGCUUUCGUGUAGUCACUUUGUACUGGAGCGCCAGCUAUAUAUGCCACAUGAAAGGCAAAGAGAUAAUUGUGCAUAUAUAAUUGUCUCUGUAAGAGACAAAAUCUUCAUCAAUGUGUUUCCCAUGCCUGUUUAU